Microplitis mediator is the source of this 4523-nucleotide messenger RNA. RefSeq names its product DNA repair protein RAD50 (gene rad50). The record is from RefSeq and is a predicted model, not a curated record. Lineage: Eukaryota; Metazoa; Arthropoda; Insecta; Hymenoptera; Braconidae. The transcript is spliced from 3 exons. Gene Ontology annotation, biological process: double-strand break repair; telomere maintenance via recombination; chromosome organization involved in meiotic cell cycle. Gene Ontology annotation, molecular function: double-stranded telomeric DNA binding; ATP hydrolysis activity; G-quadruplex DNA binding. Gene Ontology annotation, cellular component: Mre11 complex; condensed nuclear chromosome; nucleus. The coding region runs from base 230 to 4336 and encodes 1368 amino acids.
AAUAAAUAAUUACAUAUGUAUAUUUAAAUUGAUAUUUAAAAAUAUAUGAGAGCUGUCAGUUGAGUUUUUCUUUUCAUAUUUAAUAUUUUCAUGAUCGACUUUUUAAAAACUCGAGACUCGAAGUUUUUGGCGGCUACCGGCUUCUGAUCUCGGUAUAUUCUUUUAUAAUUAUUUAUAAUUACAGAGGUUUAAUGAGUUAAAAAAAUUAAUUUGAAUAAAUGUAUGAAAAAUGUCGCGAGUUAAAAGGUUAUCUAUUCGUGGUAUCAGGAACUUUGGAGAUGAUAACGAAGAAUUGAUAAAAUUCACACGUCCGUUGACGUUAAUCAUCGGGCAAAAUGGUGUUGGUAAGACGACGAUCAUCGAAGCACUUCGUUAUGCAUCCACUGGAGAGUUUCCACCAGGUUCCGACCGCGGCAGAGGAUUUAUUCACGACCCGUGUUUGAAAAAAUCUGUGGCGCAUGUACGUGGAGUUGUCAAGGCAGAAUUCAUUGAUAGCAAAGGAUUGAUAGUGACCGUACGUCGAACGAUAGAGGCUACAAGAAGAGCUACUACUUUACAAUUUAAAACAAUUGAGAAUACAAUCUCAACAAAAAAUAAAGAAACCGGUGAAGAAUGUCAGAUAAAUCAGCGAUGCACUGAUAUAGACAAGGAAAUGACAAAUUCACUAGGUCUGUCGCCAGCGAUUCUAAACAAUGUGAUAUUUUGUCAUCAGGAUGACUCGAACUGGCCAAUGGACGACGGCAAAAAAUUGAAGGAGAGAUUCGACGAGAUAUUCGACACCACUCACUACAACAAAGCUCUGGACCAUUUGCGGAAAACCAUCAAAGUCAAGCAAGCUGAUGUGAAAAAAUUUGCUGUGGAGCUUGGCGCGUUGAAGAUCUUUGUCCAGGAGGUUCAGUCCAAGGAGGCUAAACUCCAGGAUCUCCGUGCGCGCAGGGUCGAAGCGACGAGUAACAUUGAGGCCUUGAUCGUCGAGCUCGAGCCGAUUAAAAACAAAAUACGUGAGAGGAAAAGUGAUGAAGAGCACUACGUAACUUUGAUGAGUGACAAGGAAAAGAAACAAGUUGAGUUGGAGUUGGCAACGCAGAAACGCAAGUCUCUAGAGGAAUCGAUAAAAGAGUUGUUCAAAGAAUCUGAUGAGGAAUUGGAGAGGAUUCUCGCGGACAAUGAUCAAGAUUUUAAUGAAAAGAAUAACAAAAUUGUUGGAGUUGAAUCUAGAGUCCAGGAGCUGGCGAGAAUCGAGGCUGAAUGCGCAAAUUCUUUAGCUGAUCAGCGAGUUAGAGUGGGGACACUUCGUCAGCAAUUGGAGGAGCAGACUCGCAAAGUUCGGGAUCGUAAUUUGAUUCUCAAUGAAAUUUUACGUAAUUGUGAACUAGAGGAAGUUGAUGAUAAAACUUCUGAAGGUCUCAUACGUAACUCUGUCGAGAAAGUGGAGUCGAAGUUGCAUAAAAUUGAGCAGGAGUUUGAAGACUUGCGCAAGCGGCACGAUCAACAGGAAGCUGAGCUGGAGAAAACGGUUGAUUUGGAGCGAAACAAGCGGGCGAAGAUUGAUUUUGAGCUCAAGCAAAGCCAGAAGGAGAUUGUUGACACGCGGGAUACCAUGAAAAACGUCCGCUCGGACAUUGCUAAGGCCAAUGACGCUGCCAAGAAGCUGGACGAGAUAAAUGAUAAGUUGGAGAAGGUAAAGAAACAGGUUGAUGAUCUUACUGAGACUAUCGAGAAUAAAAAUAUGCCGGAGCUGAUAAAAUCCCAGGAGGAAGCAUUGGCAAAUAAGGAGCAAGAGUUUGCUAAAGUCGAUGAGUUGAUGUCGCGGAUGCAAAGCGCCAGUGCUCUGCGGUCCAAGUUUGAGAAUUUGUCGGCGGAGAUAAACGUAAAGUGGAAAGAAAUUGAUGAAUUGAAGAAGAAACACGGCAGCAGCAUCAAGGAGUUGCUGGGGACAAAUGAAAUUCCUAGUUCUAAAUUAAAGGACCGGGUCAAUAGUGUUCAGAUGACGUUGAACGAACGGUUGAACAGACUGAGGCAGGAGAUCAGCAGCGAGCAAAACAAGGCCACUUCAUUGGAGACGAUGAUCAAUCAUGCGAAGAAGGAAAUGAAUGCCAAGAUCAGCGAGAUCCAGCGGGACAAGGAAAGGAUCAUGACCCACUGUCCUGAUUAUAAUAAUUAUGAGGAAACUUUACUGCUUACUGGCAACAAACUCAAGGCGUUGGAGAAUAAGCGCGGGAUGUACGCGUACCAGGGUGCUGCUUACGCGGCGUACGUUGAAAAAUUGUCUAGUCCCAAACCCUGCUGUCCCCUGUGUGUGCGUGAUUUCAGUACUCGCGAGGAAGCUGCUAAAGUUGUUGAUACUCUCAACCAGGACCUAAAGAAUCAUCCGAAGCGGCUGAAGCAAUGCGAGGAAGAGUUGAACGCUGUGCGUGCUAAGCAUGAAACUCUUUUGUCACUGCGCACUACGGUGGAGAAGGUGCUCAAGUUUGAAAAGGAUGACAAGAAGAACAUGAGUAACAAUAUAGUGGAGAGCCAAAAGCAACUGGAGGCCAAGAAAAAUAAAAUAAAAGAGCUGGAACGGCUGACGGAGGAGUUGGAUAAAAAAAUAAACGUGUGUAAUAAUUUGUCUGGGGACGUGGCGCUCUGGGACAAGUGUCUACAUGAGAUUGAACGGAUCCAAGACGCCUAUGAGGAAGUCCAGGUUCAAAUUAUUGAAUUGGGUCUGCCGGAUAAGUCGAUGGAUGAAGUAAGAAGCGAGUACGAGGCUCUGAAGCAACAAGUCAAGGGUAUAAGAGAGAAAAUAAGUCUGCUACGAGAAGAGAUGGACGUUUACAAUAAAGAGCUGCGCAAUGCUACUGAAUCGCGAGCUAUUUGUCUAGAGGAACAGCUCAGUGUUCACAAUCAGGUCCAGCGGGUGAAGCAGCUGCGCGAACAUUUCGAUAAGCUGGUGGAGAAAGAAAAUAAGUUGAGAGAAAGAAAUCAGGAGUUCGGAAAAAUGCUUGUUGUUGCUGACGGAGAGCUCGACGUCGUAGUCCGCCAGUUGGAAGAGGUAAAGAGUUGUAAUCGUGAUGAAGAGGACAAACUGCGUAAGAGAUUGCAGGAGUUCACUAAACAGGUGGACAAGCUGAUGUCUGUGCAGACUGAACUCAUUAAUUUGCAGUCCAAGAAAAUUGAUGUCGAGCUGAAAGUUCUCGAGUGCGAGAUGAGUGAAAAUGAGAGGCGGCUAGAUGACACUAAAGAAGAGGUUGCGAAGCUCAAAGAUAAAUUGGUAGAGCUGCGAGAAGACGUUUCGUGCCAUGAAGUCAGGAGGAGGAACCUUCAGGAUAAUCAGGAGCUACGUAAGUGCAAAGCUGCUAUAGGAAAAUUAUCUCAAGUUGUCAGAGCUCUGGAGACGCAGAUCCGGGAAGUAAAUAUUGAUAAAGUUCGCCGGGACUUGGAAGAGUAUCAACGACGGGUCCAGAUGUUGGAGAAGCAGAUAAAUAUCGCUCGCGGUAGUGAGCAGGAGCUUAAUUUGAGUAUCAUUCAGCUGGACAACGAGUUGCAGAAAGAAGAGUACUGUACAGCUAAGCAGAAUUACAAGAACAAGUGGCUGGAGAAAAAUAUUACAGACGACGCUAUCACCGACGCACUGACCUACUGCAAAGUACUGGAUGCCGCCAUGUCAAAGUACCAUGAAGACCGAAUGAACAGCGUCAACAAGUCGAUGAACAAUUUGUGGAAACAUAUUUACAACGGGGCGGACACUACCUCGAUACAAAUUCGUACUGAGGCGGCGACGACCGCUGGAACUUUGAGACGUAGCUUUAAUUACAAGCUGGUCCAGAUAAAGCACGGAGAGGAAAUAGACAUGCGAGGCCGGUGCAGUGCUGGGCAACGUGUCCUAGCCUCAAUCGUAAUCCGGCUCGCCCUAGCGGAGACCUUCUGCGACCAAUGCAGCAUGCUCGCUCUCGACGAACCCACCACCAAUUUGGACGCUGCUAAUUCCGCGAGUCUCGCGGAAACUCUCUUCAACUACGUGACACUCAGGUCCAAGUUCCAGAAGUCCUUCCAGCUGAUAAUCAUCACGCACGAUGAGCACUUUAUUCACAAGCUCAGCCAACUGAACUCCAGCAGCGGAUUCUAUCAGCUUUAUCGCAACGACGAGGGCCUGACUAAUAUCCAGUACUUAGUUUUCGACCAGGACACACCCAGCGAACGCCAGCUCGCCCCCAAUGACGGUGGCAGCGAUGACGAGGUUGAGAAAAAGGCUGCGCCUCGCAAGAAGGAUUCUCUUCCUCGCACUAAGAAACGACCGAUUUCCCCAAGUGCUUCCACCAGUGCUACUAAAAAACCAUAUGAUUUUUCUUUGUAAUUUAUGAUUAUUUAAAUACAAGAUUUUUUAUAGUAUUUAAUUACGAUUACUGUUAAUAUAUUGAUUGAAUAUUUAAGAGGCUUAUAUAUUUAAUAAAUUUUUAUAUUUUAAAUUUCGAUUAAAUUUUUUUACUAAUCAAAAAUACAAAUUUAGUUUUAGUCCCAUAAUUUAAUUUUUUAAUUGUCUG